Molecule: messenger RNA, 3581 nt
Organism: Gavialis gangeticus (Gharial)
Lineage: Eukaryota; Metazoa; Chordata; Crocodylia; Gavialidae
Gene: MCF2
Product: MCF.2 cell line derived transforming sequence
Exons: 29
Coding region: 1-3117 (1038 amino acids)
Biological process (GO): dendrite development; intracellular signal transduction
Cellular component (GO): cytoplasm
Molecular function (GO): guanyl-nucleotide exchange factor activity
Source: RefSeq, a predicted model, not a curated record
AUGAAAGCCGCAGUUCCCAUUUGUGCAAAAGACAUCAGCGAUGAUUUGCUGAAAGAGUUUGCUUUCCUCUCUGGUGGCCGAGGGAAAGACAAUGGCUGGAUAAUCACCUUUCCAGAAAACUCUGAGUUCAACAAAGUGUCCGAAGAGGUUUUUACAAAAGUCUUAACAUACUUGACUUCGGUCCCAAGUCAACAUGAAUCUGACACCAAAUUUAUCCUAAUCCUGGAUAGAAGACUGGACACAUGGACGUCUGUUAAAAUGACUCUCCAAAGGAUAGCAGCCUCUUUCCCUGGGAACCUGCACUUGGUGAUGGUUCUGCGCCCCACUGGGUUUUUCCAGCGCACUUUCACUGACAUUGGCUUUCGUUUUAGUCAGGAGGAUUUUCUUCUUAAAUUACCGGUGGUUAUGCUGAGUUCAGUUAGCGAUUUGUUGACGUAUAUUGAUGAAAAGCAGCUAACACCAGAGUUCGGGGGCACCUUGGAGUACUGCCAUAGCGAAUGGGUUAUCUUCCGAACUGCCAUCGAGAGCUUUGCACUAACAGUGAAGGAUAUUGCACAGAUGUUACAGUCGUUCGGGACGGAGCUGGCAGAAACCGAGCUGCCAGAUGACGUGUACUCCAUUGAACACAUCCUGGCGCUGCGCACGGAAAAAUACUGCCAGCUCAAGGAAGAUAUCAUGAUGGUAACAAAAGAAGGAAACACGCUGUUAAGUAGCUUAGAAGAGCCUGACAGCAACGAGCUGAGUCCGGAAGAGCACCGUGAGAGACCCGGGGACUGGGAGACCGUGAAUCGGUUACUUGCUCAGUUGCACGAGAUGGAAACUGCUUUUGAUGGAUUCUGGGAAAAGCACCAGUUAAAAAUGGAGCAGUAUCUACAGCUGUGGAAGUUUGAACAAAGCUUUCAAGAGGUCAAGAAUGCUAUUGAAUUUUUAAUGGACCGGCAAGCAGACCUGCCUGAUACUGGAGAUAGCGUCUCUCAAGUAAAAGAAAGGCUCAAAGACUUGGGCAGUUUAGAUGAUAUGGCUCAGGAGCUGAUCGGUAAAGCCCAGGUGAUAAUCCUGCAUGGACACCAACUAGCAGCCAGUCACCAUUAUGCACUGAACCUGAUUUGCCAGCAAUGCAAUGAGUUGCGGCACCUUUCCGACGUCGUGUCCGAUGAGCUCAAGAGGAAGCACGCCUGGCUCCAGAAGACCUUGGAGCUACACAUCCACCUGCAGCAGGCUCUCCAGUGCUGUGAUGAAGGAGCUUAUCUUCUAGCCAAUCAGCAAAUGGAUAAAUGCCAAUCUAAGGAAGGCGCCCAGAAAGCUCUUCAGGACAUAGAAAAAUUCCUCGAAAGCUCAUCCCCUUAUUUAAACUUUGACCCCCAAACUUUGCACUAUGACUUCGAGUCCAUUUUAACACCUGAACUCAAGAGUCAAAUACACUCGUGCCAGAUCAAGCUUGAGAAUGUGCGGAGUAUGUUUGAGAAUCGGCAAGCUUGCUUCAAAAAGCUGCUGGAUAAACACGUGCGCCCUGUCCAGCUAGUAGCCCCCCGCCCCGAAAACCCACCAAGAUCAAAAUCACCAUUGUUCUCCCCCAAACAUGGCGUGGAUUUUAAUUCAAGUUUGAAAUUUUCAUUUGAUCUCUCUCUCCCUGGAAAGAAAACAUCAAGAAAAUCUCAAAGCUCUCGCAAGAUUGAAGUAAUGCAUGACUAUCAAGAAAAAAGGAAUUCGCUGCUUUCAUUUAUUUCAGACAGUGAAGACAACUUAGACACACUAAAAGGCCAUGUCAUAAAUGAGCUAAUAGAGACUGAGAGAGUAUACGUAGAAGAACUGUUCACUGUUUUGACGGGUUACAGAGGUGAAAUGGAUAACCCAGAUAUGAUCAUUCUCAUGCCAGCUGUCCUAAGAAACAGAAAGGAUAUUCUUUUCGGAAACAUGCCAGAGAUCUACGACUUCCAUCACAAAAUUUUUCUGCACAGUCUAGAAAACUGCCUUGGAGCGCCAGAAAGAGUGGGCUUCUGCUUCUUGGAGAGGCGAGAAGAUUUUCAGAUGUAUGAGAAAUAUUGUCAGAAUAAGCCGCGGUCAGAAGCUCUGUGGAGGCAAUGUUCAGAGAGCACCUUCUUUCAGGAAUGCCAAAGAAAAUUAGAACACAAACUUGGGCUGGAUUCCUAUUUGCUCAAACCAGUACAACGUCUAACAAAAUACCAGUUGCUUUUGAAGGAGUUGCUGAAAUACAGCACAAGCUGCGGUGGAGUUCAGGAGUUGCAAGAAGCUCUGGUUGCGAUGUUGGAUUUACUCAAGUCAGUCAACGACUCUAUGCAUCAGAUCUCAAUAACUGGAUAUGAGGGAGACUUGAGUGAGCUUGGAAAAGUAUUGAUGCAAGGAUCCUUCAGCGUUUGGGCGGGCCACCGGAAAGGCCCCACGAAAAUGAAGGACCUGGCCCGAUUCAAGCCAAUGCAGAGGCACCUUUUCCUGUAUGAGAAAGCCUUGGUGUUCUGUAAGAAGAGAGAAGAGCAUGGAGAUGGAUACGAUAAAACCUCCUCCUACAGCUUUAAGCACUUUUUGAAAAUGAAUGCAGUUGGCAUCACUGAAAACGUGAAAGGAGAUCAUCGAAAAUUUGAGAUCUGGUAUAGUGGACGGGAAGAGGUGUACGUUGUACAGGCCCAAACAGUAGAUCUAAAGAUGGCGUGGUUAAAUGAAAUAAGAAAAAUUUUGUUCAAGCAGCAGGAGCUUAUAAAAGUGGAGAAACAGCAACCCACUUCGUGCACAGACCAGGUCCAGCUUUCUCCUCCACUGAGCGAUGGAAAGCAGCAGAGAGCCUCCAUAAGCUCCGAGGAAAACGAUUCUGAACGAACCAGUCCUAUAAUGUUGGACAGCGUCCUCCUCUCACCUCAAAACAAGCCAAACAGAAGUUGGCCAGGAAUGUCACAAUCAGUCGAAAUCUGUGAAGGACUGGAGGACUGGUCCUGCAACAAUUACCUUUCCAAUUGCUCAGACACGGAAGAAGAAGAUGGAAGCCAGUUGUCUCCAGGAAAAUACAAAGCCCUAGCAGACUGCAAGAAAGGAGGAUCUGAAGAUCUGCUGGUUAAGAAUGGGGAUGUGAUUCAGCUUUUACAGGAGGAUGGUGAGGGACAGUGAUGCUGCCCUGUGUAACCCAAGAAAGUUUAGUGCCCCCUGAACUAAGAGUGAACUAGUAGCAUCCCAUUUUUUGAUGCUCGUUUGGAAACUUUGAACUAGGUGUUACAGAGAAAUAGCACAGUAGUUGGAGUUACCCUGUACUAUUCAUCACAUUCACAGAUCUUCACAACUUCAUCUGCACUGAACGGGGCUGCAGUUUGUCAUAGUCAUAAAGGAAGCCAUUCUUCGCUCUUUCAGUUUUUUUCCCCUGAGGAAAGUACAGUAUUGUUUUAUUUUUACUUGCUAUUUUUCCAUGACAUCCAUUAACUUUCAUCCAAGAAGUAUAUCAGCAGCUUUUCGUUCUACACACUUUGUUUAGAAGCCCGACAUUUAUUCUACAGGUUGAAGGUUUUAUCUACUUACUUGCUGACAAUAUUUGUGGCCAUUGAUUGCAAAUGGAAGUUCAGUUUUGGUAAACCAAAAAA